CGGCGGAGCCAAUCGGGCCGCCCCGCGCGGGGCCUGCUGGGUCGCGCGGUGCAUGGUGGGGUGGCGGUGGCUGUGCCGGUGACGGGCGCGGCGCAGCGAUGUGGUACGAGAUCUUGCCCUUCGUGGGCAUGACGUGGCUCUGCCUGGUGACGCCCGGCGUCUCGCUCAUCUACUUCUACCGCUACACCAAUGGCGGCAAGGAGAAGAGGCUGGCACGGGUCCCCUUCGAGUGGACGCUGAUGGAGCGGGACCGCUAUGUGUCAGGUGUGAACAUGUACCACCGCAGCAAGGGGUUGGAGAACAUAGACUAAGAAAUGAGCUUCUUGGCAGAAGAACCAUAAAAUGCAGUAUCGUUCUAAUAAAUAUGCACGUCUACAUGA
Gavialis gangeticus (Gharial) is the source of this 380-nucleotide messenger RNA. It is a transcript of the gene NDUFA1, whose product is annotated as NADH:ubiquinone oxidoreductase subunit A1. Lineage: Eukaryota; Metazoa; Chordata; Crocodylia; Gavialidae. The coding region runs from base 99 to 311 and encodes 70 amino acids. The transcript is spliced from 3 exons. The record is from RefSeq and is a predicted model, not a curated record.